AUGUUGUCAGGUCGGAGGCUGAGCCUGCAGGCCCAGCUAGCCGAGUGCAGAGCUCAGGUCGAACACUGGCAGGGCGUGGCGACGAUCUGUGAGCUGAGCAAACAGGAGGAACUGGCAGAGCUGCAGAAACAAUGUGAUCAAGAGAUCCAGUCUCUGCAGGAGGCUCUCAGAGAGACCGCAGAGCAGUAUGAGGCGAGGAUAUCGGUCCUUCAGUCUCAGCCGGUGGAGUGGAGGAGAGCCAGUGGACAGAACAUGAUCAGUGGGAGGAAAGGCUAUAAUGAAUCCCCGACAUCGAUCACUAACAGCCUGGCAGAGGCCGAGGCCACAGCGUCGACGGACAGGAGGCACAACCAGCCAGCAGAGCUCGAGGCGGCGGCAGAGGGAGAAGGGACGCCGCCCACAACAGAAGCGUAUUUUUCACUACGGCACUGCGACUCGGCCUCGCUGUCCUCCUUCUCCUUAGACACGCCCUCUCUGCCCAGAAAACUGCACGCUCAGGAAGACACCGACUCUCUGGUCUCCACAGGAACUCUGGUGCCUGAAGCCAUCUACCUGCCGCCGGCCGGGCACCGGCUGGUCACGCACGGCGACUGGGAUGCACUCAGCGCUCAGGUGUCAGAGCUGCGAGGGGAAGUGAGUCGGCUGCAGGCUGAGAAAGAGGAGCUGGAGAAAGAACUGGACACACAGACCAACCACACACACAAACAGGUGUCGCUGCUCCAGUGUCAGGUCCACACUUCAGAGGCCCUCCUCCAGGAUUUGCAGAAAUCUUUUAGCCAAUCACAGAAUGCAGUCCAGAGUCGGCUGGCAGAGUUAUCCUUCUCCCAGAGGAAAGUGUGCAGUGAGCUGUCCCGGCUGAAAGGAGAGGAGGUCGAGGAUGAGCCAGACUCAUCGUUUCCAGCAACACUGCAGGGGGCGCACUGUGAGGAGCGUCUUCGCAUUGAGAUUGUCAACCUGAGGGAGCAGCUGGACACACGGACAGAGGAGAACGAAGUUUUAGAAGUGCAGCUGUCCAGUCUGAAGACGGAGACGGAGAGGAUCCAGGCUCGGAAGGAGCAGCUGCAGGCUGAACUGCAGGUCUGCCGCACUGAACUGGAAGCCCUGCGGGUGGCACUGUCUCAUGUGCAGAGCACCAACAAGGCCCUCGGUAAUGAUAAAGCGGCUCUGCAUCAACAGUGUCUGGAGCUGCGUAGUCAAGUGAUCAGUAUGCGCUCCCAAGUCGACACCAGCCAGACUGUGCAGAGGGACUUUGUGCAGCUCUCCCAGUCGCUGCAGAUGAAGCUGGAGGUGAUUCGGCAGGCGGAGAGUAUUGAACAAGUCAAGGAGAUCCUGGAGGAGGGAGUCAGUGAAGCUGGUUCCUCGCCUGCAGACGCCUCGUGAGUAAUGGAGAGACUCACUGGAACCAAAGAACACAGACCAAGAGACAACAUCUCAAAAGUGACCGACGAGGACCAACAAGCCAUCACCGCGUGAAACACUGUCGUGAAACACUGGGAUUAUUCAGAUGGUGCUGCUAACACGUCAUAACAUUUGAUGGAUAUUCCUAAAGAGACAUUAUUUUUGUGUUUUGUUUCAGAGGUGAUGGUUCGGUUCCAAUGACCGAAACUGCGACCAAAGCGAUUUUUUUAUUUAAAACCAGGAAUGGUUUGGGGACACAAGUUCACAUUCCCUUUAUCUUACAUCCAGUAACAUGUUUAUUCCUCUACUAAUACAUAUGUACAUUUAUUUUGUUGUUUAAACUGACAUGACUCCAGCAAAGCACUCAACAGUCCUAACACUUGAUUUUGCACUCUUAUCAGUUAUUGAUAUGCAAACUACACAAUCAUUUUUGCAAACAUUUAUUUGCAUGUUCUCUGAGAAGGCGGACCUCUAAAAGCAACGGAUCACUGCAAUAACGAAAAAUAGUGAUACUUAGUAGAAACUCACCUAAAUUAACUACAUUUCAGGUGUGAUUUUUAAAUAUAAACAAUAAUUUGUCUUUUUAUUUUAGCAUUGUUAGCUGCUCCUUUUUAGCACAGCCAGAGUUGCUUUUUAGUCUUCAAGCUAAUUUAUGAUUGUGGAUUAGGACAGAAGCUAAGUACCAAUAUCUAUGAAGAAAUGUGAAUGUGUAACAUCUUGUCAAUUUGUUCUGUGUUAAUACAUAUUGAAAAAGUAA
Molecule: messenger RNA, 2155 nt
Organism: Cottoperca gobio
Lineage: Eukaryota; Metazoa; Chordata; Actinopteri; Perciformes; Bovichtidae
Gene: rabep2
Product: rabaptin, RAB GTPase binding effector protein 2
Exons: 12
Coding region: 1-1380 (459 amino acids)
Biological process (GO): endocytosis
Cellular component (GO): intracellular membrane-bounded organelle
Molecular function (GO): growth factor activity; GTPase activator activity
Source: RefSeq, a predicted model, not a curated record